This is a messenger RNA of Balaenoptera acutorostrata (minke whale), 614 nucleotides long. It is a transcript of the gene LTC4S, whose product is annotated as leukotriene C4 synthase. Gene Ontology annotation, molecular function: enzyme activator activity; glutathione peroxidase activity; leukotriene-C4 synthase activity. Gene Ontology annotation, cellular component: membrane; nuclear envelope; endoplasmic reticulum. NCBI's taxonomy places the organism in Eukaryota, Metazoa, Chordata, Mammalia, Artiodactyla, Balaenopteridae. Gene Ontology annotation, biological process: leukotriene biosynthetic process. Bases 39 to 491 code for a protein of 150 amino acids. The record is from RefSeq and is a predicted model, not a curated record. The transcript is spliced from 5 exons.
CUCACAGGCCAGCCUGGCCUGACAGAGCCACCGGCACCAUGAAGGACGAAGUGGCUCUUCUGGCCACUGUCACCCUCCUGGGAGUCCUGCUGCAAGCCUACUUCUCGCUGCAGGUGAUCUCCGCGCGCAGGGCCUUCCGCGUGUCUCCGCCGAUCACCACCGGCCCGCCGGAGUUCGAGCGCAUCUACCGAGCCCAAGUGAACUGCAGCGAGUACUUCCCGGUGUUCCUCGCCACGCUCUGGGUCGCCGGCAUCUUCUUUCACGAAGGUGCGGCGGCUCUGUGUGGCCUGGUAUACCUGUUCGCGCGCCUCCGCUACUUUCAGGGCUACGCGAGAUCUGCGCAGCAAAGGCUGGCCCCGCUGUACGCGAGCGCGCGCGCGCUCUGGCUUCUCAUGGUGCUGGCGGCGUUUGGCCUACUUGCUCACUUCCUCCCGGCCGCGCUGUGCGCCGCGCUCCUCGGACAGUUCCAGAAACUGCUGCAGAAGGCCUGAGACGGAGGACGCCGGGUGGGCGGAGAUGGAGUUGAGACGGAGCCUCCUGGAGGACGGGGGAGGGUGCUCGCCCCCAUCCCAGUCUCUCAUUAAAGCGUGAUCUCAAGUGCACUCUCUGGGUCG